UGAACUUCCGGGGCUUUUUGGCUAGAUCGAGAAGAACGGAGCAGAGCACAGAUUCUUCCUAGUUGCAACUUUUAGUAAAUAUUUAAGACGUCCCGAAAAAGCGAAAUAGCAGAGCCUCUUUCUACUCAUCUGAGUCGACACUGCGACUUCAACGCGCGUUAGCUGGACUCGCUAGCUGUGAGGCUAACACCGGAAGUUAGCGUCACAUGCUAAAGCAGCGCGCUCUGCUGCGAGUGUUGUGUCCAAAAUGUGCAAAGUCCAAAAGCUGCGGGCGUUGGUGAACGAGCGACUCACCGCCGCCGUGGAGGAAAUAUUAGUAGCGUUUGAAAGAACCAUAGCCGAGUACGAGGAGGAACUUUGUCGGUCGAAGGAAGAGAUCGAGCGACAGCGUCGGCUACUGGACGCCUUCUUAAAGCCUCGUUUAAAGACAGCAGAUGUUCCUCCUCCUGUGCAGCAGCAGAAGGAGCCGCAGCCCCCCCACGUUAAGGAGGAAAAUAAUGUUACAGGGCUGGAGGACGUUGAUAUCAGCGCUUUCCAUGUGAAGAGUGAAGGUGAAGAAGAAGAGCAAGCCGACUGGUCGCACCUUCAUCGCCACUCCAGCGAGGAGGAGACGAGGCAUCACAUCAAGACAGAAGAUGGUGGUGUCGGAAGAGAAAGGGACGCCGGUCCACCGUCGGACUGUGAGGACACUACGACAACAUCGACUGAGACCGAUGACAGCGACGACACAGAAGAAGCCUUCAAGAGGAAUAACGAUUCCAAAGGGGAGAAGACGUUCGCUUGCUCUUUUUGCAGCAAAAAUUUCAACCGGAAGGACAGUUUCAUCAGACACAUCCGAGGGCACACUGGAGAAAAACCUUUCAGCUGUUCCAUCUGUAGCAAAAGUUUCAAAUAUCGUUAUGAAAUUAGCAGACACAUGAAAAUCCACACAGGGGAAAAACCGUUCAGCUGCUCAGUUUGCGGGAAAACCUUUGGUCGCCGGGAGCACUUGCUCUCUCACAUGAGGAGUCACACUGGAGAGAAACCUUUCAGCUGCCCAGUUUGCAGUCGAGGUUUUAGCCAGCGUUCGCACUUGGCUGCGCACUCCCGGACGCACACUGGAGUGAAACCUUUUCCUUGCACGGUUUGCGGGAACACGUUCUCGCUGAAGUGCGUUCUGAUUGCGCACAUGAGAACGCACACGGGAGAGAAACCGUUCACCUGCACAGUUUGCGGCAACAAGUUCACACGCAAAAGGCAUUUGCUGAUGCACAUGAGAAGACACACUACGGAAAAAAGCGCUCAGAUGCAGUGUGCUUCUUUAAAGAAUGGCUCCAAUCCAGAUUAAGACAAUGCGCUAGUGUAAACAGAAAUUUAAAUAAACUCUAAAUUUUUUAAGAAAACAAACUUCAGCCAGUUCCGAGCAACAAUGAUGGUUGCACAUCCUUUUUUUUUCAUACAUGUAUUCAACAUGUUGGAAUCAAAUAUCGAAAAAUGGACUUCAAACCUUUCAGCUGUUGCGUGUGCACCACAACGUUCGGAUGCCACUCCAAACUCAACACAUAUGAAAACCCACAUCCCAGACAAAACGUAUGCAUGCUCCGUUUGCGGAAAACUGUUUAGCCGCAUAGGCAACUGCCUCGCUCACAUGAGGAGCCACACCAGAGAAAAACCGUUUGGCUGCUCGCUUUGAAUGCACAUCAUUCUCACACCGGAGAGAAGCCUUCUGAUGACAUGUAAAAGUGUCACAUGGGAAAACACACAGAAAAAAAAAACAUGGACAAGUUUUUCUGGAAAGGGGCGUUUGAUUGCACAUGGGAGAAAAAACAUUUCAGCAAUGGUCAGGAUAAAAGACCAAAAUAAAACAC
This is a messenger RNA of Doryrhamphus excisus (bluestripe pipefish), 1847 nucleotides long. Lineage: Eukaryota; Metazoa; Chordata; Actinopteri; Syngnathiformes; Syngnathidae. The record is from RefSeq and is a predicted model, not a curated record.